UUUACGUUCAAGGUGGCGAGGUUCUACUGCAAUGCCACGGGGAAUUUGCACGGCGGGGCGUCGUCCAUGAUUUUCGAUCUUUGCACCAGCUUGCCGGUGAUGGCCUUGGGAAAGAAGGAUUUCUGGCUCAAUGCCGGAGUGAGUCGAACACUGAUUGUCAAUUAUCUCCGCCCGGCGCCAGAGGGAAUGGAACUGGAACUCGAGGCAGAAGUCAUUUCACUGGGAAAGAAUCUUGCGUACACGCGUGGGUUGCUGAAACGUGCGGAGGAUGGGGUGAUUGUAGCGACCUGCGAGCAUACCAAAGCGGCGGUG
This is a messenger RNA of Neohortaea acidophila, 312 nucleotides long. Its product is annotated as HotDog domain-containing protein. Gene Ontology annotation, molecular function: fatty acyl-CoA hydrolase activity. Lineage: Eukaryota; Fungi; Ascomycota; Dothideomycetes; Mycosphaerellales; Teratosphaeriaceae. The transcript is spliced from 2 exons. The annotation marks the transcript as partial. The record is from RefSeq and is a predicted model, not a curated record.